AUGUAUCGGAAGUUGUCUAAGUUAGAACACUCGGAAAUAAAACAACUUCUUACAGAAGCUAAUAUAGAUGUUGCAAAGCAUUACGCAACAAACAAAAAAGCACUCGCUGACUUCAUUAAAGACUAUAAUGGUGCAAUAAGUUAUGAUAGAAUUCAUGAGUUCAUAAAGCCGCAACGCGGCGAGGACGAAGUCCAUGCAAGAGCAUUUCCUUUAAAUGACAUUGCUAUUGACUUAUAUCAUAGACGUUCAGUACCUCAUGAAGUAAGAAGAGAGAUGUUUGACAUAACAAAUGCAAACGUUGGUGAAACAAGAAGAGCUGUACCUCAUGAAGUAAGAAGAGAGAUGUUUGACAUAACAAAGCCGCAUGACGGCGCGGGCGUAGCCCAUGCAAACGUUGGUGAAACACGAAAGAGAGAUGACACACUGAAACAACAGAGAAGAGAGAUGUUUAAAAGUGCUAUAGAACAAGUUCGCAAAGCUAACGAUGUCAUUCGUUCCAUUGACGACAAACCAAAAGAAGGUGAGAGAUGGUUAAAGAAAGAUGAAGAGAAUAGGAAGAGAAAUGUGAAGUCAGGCAAUAGACUCAUUGACUUUAACAUCGAAGCUUUAGAUGAACCAAACAGAGACUACUUACACAAACAUUUCGGUAAGGUUUUCAUGAGACUCUUAGAGAAAAUUAAAAUAAACUCGCAACAGAGAUGGAUGGUAUGUUAUAAACUUGGUGGAAAGUAUGAAUGUUCUACGUUAAACCUCAAUAAUAUUGGAACAUUACUACAUCAGCUCUUGAAGGAGAACUUUAUAUCAGAGAUAGAAGCAAAUGCUGCAGGUAUUGUUGAAAUG
Messenger RNA from Trichomonas vaginalis G3, 840 nucleotides. RefSeq names its product organellar and viral DNA polymerase type B. The transcript has a single exon. Lineage: Eukaryota; Parabasalia; Trichomonadida; Trichomonadidae. The record is from RefSeq and is a predicted model, not a curated record. The annotation marks the transcript as partial.